UACUAUCACCCAGGGGCAGACUGACCAUUUGGAAACUCGGGCACUGCUCGAGGGCCCGGGGUCAGUAGGGAGCCCCAUGAGAUACCCCUGGUACCUUUUUCAUAGGCCUUUUUGAGUUUGGGCAAGGACACAGGGGCCCCAUGAUCCCCUAUUGCCCGGGGGCCCCAUGAGUUGUCAGUCCGCCCCUGCUAUCACCCAUAUAGGAGACUGCACUCUGGACAGGAUGAUGACCAUGCAUUGGAAAGCACUAUCCAAUAAGAGAGUGGCUACCAUACCA
Molecule: messenger RNA, 277 nt
Organism: Staurois parvus
Lineage: Eukaryota; Metazoa; Chordata; Amphibia; Anura; Ranidae
Source: the annotation of a GenBank genome assembly